CUUGCAGUUUCCAGCACUGAACCCCACUACAUUAUUUUGCAGCACGGUACUGUUACAAGAAGUGGAUAUUUUGUCCAUCAUUCAGACAUUCUUAAUUUAUGCAAUUCUUGGCCACACACACACACAGGCACACAUUCAUGUAUAUAUACACACUCGCAUGAUCAUGAAUUGUUAUAUAUAUAUCCUGAUUGCAAGAAACAUACAUAAUUCAAACCCUUUGUGUCGUCUAGACCUCAACAUCCAUCGCAUUUCUCAGCUCUUCCAUUACCCUCUAACGUCUCAACACUACAAGCUUAGCCUGGUGGACGACAGAUUCAGACGGGUGCUUUUGUCUUUUCAUCCUUUAUCGUAAACAGUACAGUGAAGAGGUACGAGGAAGAGACCGAAGAUGGGAGUUUCAGGGACUCUGGAGUACUUGUCUGAUUUGCUCGCCGGCAGCGGCAAGAAGAAGAAGAAAAAGCAGCUGAACACUGUUGCUGUGAAGAUCAGAAUGGACUGCGAAGGCUGUGCACGUAAAGUCAAGAAAGCACUCUCCGGGGUUAAAGGAGCAAAAUCAGUGGACGUGGACUUGAAACAACAGAAGGCAACAGUGUACGGCUAUGUGGACGCCAAGAAAGUGCUGAAAGCAGCUCAGGCCACCGGCAAGAAAGUAGAGCUCGAUGAAAAUCCAAACGCCUGCUCCGUCAUGUAG
Messenger RNA from Sesamum indicum (sesame), 691 nucleotides. The record is from RefSeq and is a predicted model, not a curated record. NCBI's taxonomy places the organism in Eukaryota, Viridiplantae, Streptophyta, Magnoliopsida, Lamiales, Pedaliaceae.